AGAAAAAUAAAUAAAUAAAAAGCUUUGAGCUUUUUCUGUUCGUUGUUGAUAUUUGGACUCUGAAACAUGUUUGGCCCAUUGAUUGAUUGAACCCCAAAAUUGGGCUGGGGUUUGAAUAUCAAUAUACGGUCUUCUGACUCAUCACCAAGCCGAACAGAGGAUAGAUACCAAAAGAAAAGGAGAGAAGGUCAAAAGAAACUUGCACUAGUCUGUCUGAUGCAGAAGCAAAAACCCCAACAAGCCAAUCCUCCUAAUUGAUCGUAUUUCACAAACCCCUUAGAAUUAGAAAAACCAAGCACAUGACAUGCAUAUCACUGAUAAAGCAAAGCCACACCCUUUUGACCCUUAAAACUGUCCAUGCCUCUAUCCUCAGAACCCAUCUUCACCUCAAUCUCUUCCUCUGCACCAACCUCGUUGCCCACUAUGCCUCUUUGGGCUCAACCUCUCAUGCCUAUACCCUCUUCUCUGCCUUCUCUUCUUCCUCAUCCUCCUCUGACGUUUUUCUUUGGAAUGUGAUGAUUAGAGGCUUUGUUGACAAUGGCCUAUAUCACAAAGCCAUUGCUCUGUACAGUAAGAUGUGGGAAUUGGGUACUCAACCCGAUCACUUUACAUUCCCUUUUGUGCUUAAGGCUUGUGGGUACGUUUGUGAUGAUAGAUUGGGUGUAAAGCUUCACGGGGAUGUGAUUCAAUGUGGUUGUGCAUCGGAUUUGUUUGUGGGUAAUUCACUUAUUGGCUUGUAUGGAAAAUUUGGGCAGGUUGAGACUGCAAGAAAGGUGUUCGAUAAAAUGCCCGACAGGAAUGUGGUUUCUUGGAGUUCGAUGAUUGGUGCGUACUCGCAAAGUGGGUGUUUCAAUCAUGGGUGGUUUUUGUUUGCAAUGAUGUUGAAUGAGAGUAUUAGACCCAACAGGGCUGCCAUUUUGAAUGUGAUGGCGUGUGUUUCUAGAGAGAAUCAGGCUGAUGAGGUUUGUGGAGUUGUGGCAGCUAAUGGACUUGAUUUGGACCGUUCAGUUCAAAAUGCUGCCAUGCAAAUCCUUGGAGCUCUUUAA
Prunus mume (Japanese apricot) is the source of this 1046-nucleotide messenger RNA. Lineage: Eukaryota; Viridiplantae; Streptophyta; Magnoliopsida; Rosales; Rosaceae. The record is from RefSeq and is a predicted model, not a curated record.